AUGUAUGGAGCAAGUCAAGGACGUGCUGUAUCUGUAGUUACCCUUCUACUAUGCGUGGUAGGUUGUCUAUCUAGACCAUAUCACCGUCCAGCGAGUUACUAUGCUCCAGCACCGGUUGGUCAAGAUGGUCAAGUGAUAGACACACCUGAAGUAGCUCAAGCCAAAGCUGCUCAUUUAGCUGCCUUCUCAAAAGCUGCGUCGCGACCUCUCAACCCAUACUCUCUGAGUGCUGUCAAUCAAGUUCACGGUGCCUACUCAAAUCCAGGCUUCUAUAGUGCUAUGAUUCAGCAUGGACCUUAUGGCUACCAAGGACCUCCAGCACCCUUAGCUCAUGAUGGUCGAGUAAUCGACACACCAGAGGUGGCUCAGGCCAAGGCCGCUCAUUAUGCUGCCUUCAGUCAAGCAGCAUCUCGCAGUUACGAAGCCGGUCCAUCGAGCAACAAGGACGAUUAUAACGAUUACGGAGCUUACAGCGGCGACGACGACGAGUCUAGUGGCAGUGUCGAAGGUCAUUACGAUGGUCAAUCGACGUAUCAGGGACCACCGGCACCUCUAGCUCAAGAUGGACGUGUGAUCGACACUCCAGAGGUCGCGGAAGCUAAAGCUGCCCAUUUGGCUGUACUGCAGAGGGCUCACUCAAAUGCACCUCCACCUGUUCAUAGACGAUAUUAUUGA
This is a messenger RNA of Phymastichus coffea, 675 nucleotides long. Its product is annotated as pupal cuticle protein-like. The record is from RefSeq and is a predicted model, not a curated record. Bases 1 to 675 code for a protein of 224 amino acids. The transcript has 3 exons. NCBI's taxonomy places the organism in Eukaryota, Metazoa, Arthropoda, Insecta, Hymenoptera, Eulophidae.